AGCACAAGAUUUUUUUUUUAUUGCAAUUGAUCACACACGUGGUUCGCAGUUACACAGAAAAUGGGAUUCGCUAACUUGGUUUGGUAGCCAUAACUAAAAUAAAAAGAGUCGGUGCUUUUAUACACAAGUUUAUUUAAGAAAAUUGGAACGGCUGUACUGAAGAAAUGCUUAGUAAAUACCUCAAGCUUAUAACCAGUACACAGGAAAUCAGGAAAUAUUCACAACAGCAAUAUGAACCCAGACUAUAAUAAAGAAGAAAAAAUACAGUAUACAAUAUUAUACAAUAUUCUUGUCACAUUUUAGAGGUGGUAUCAAAGCUCUCGCUAAACCAAGAAAUAUAUGGAUCUAUGUAUGACCUCGAACUUUAAUUUAUAUAUGAAUAAUUAAGACAUAUUAAGAAAUGGCUGAAAUAAUUAACUCAAGAAAGUAUAGCUGGAACUGCCCUCGCCAAAGACACAUUUUCUCGACAUGACUUUCUCCAAACUUGACUUCUAUUCCCUCGACUUCUUUACGAUUAACUUGACUUGGCUUUCCUAGGAAGCUCUGACUGACUGCACAUUUUCCCCUCAUGCCUGUGUGUUGGACUUUGAGACUUACAUUUCGCAUGACUGAUUUGUUUUAAGAUUUUGUGCAAUUGGACUUUGCACGUCGAGAUGAACGAGCAUGGCUGAGCGUUCCAAUAAUAUCUCGCUACGUGUCUUGCUGGGAACUUCUCGUAUUUCUGAAAUUCAAAACUCUCGAUUUAUUUAUUUCUUCUGUUUAUCAAUCUAAUUAUUAUACAAGAUCUUUAGACUAUCGUCACAGAUCAAGAACCAGUGUCCCCUCAACUCUCUUCUCUCCAUUAUGUGAGUAAAGUGUUGACACCCUUUUAAAACCCCAUCGCCAACACCUACACUGGUCCAGCCUGAGUAAGUAUCACGUAAUGCACUCCGUGUCUCCGCAGUCAUUUAGGGUUUUGCUGAUUUGCAUACCGUAGAUACUGAGUAUAUAUUUUCUUUAAGAAAAUAUAUACUUAAAAAUAAAUAUAUGCUUUAAGAAUAGAAAGUUCUCUAAAGUAAUUUCAUUGCAUGAUGAUGAAUGUAACAUACGUAGAUGUUGAAUAUUUUGCAUGGAGACAUUUGCAACAUACAAGCAAAUAUUAAGCCCGAUAUUUUCCCGUCUUCUUUCGCUGUUUGAACGAUUAUUUUCCCUUGAUGAACUGUCAAAUUAUUUAAGUCUUCUGUGUACUGUCACUUCUUUGUGUGUUUGUCGUCAAAAGUAAUUUGCUUAUCAUUUUCGUAAGUGCAUGUAGGUGCACAUAUUUAUACGUCUUUUAUUCCCUUGGAAUCUAGAUGAUGAUCUGCAAAAUUUCACAUAGUCUUUCAGAUUAUUUGUCACUAGAUCUUGACUCAUUCACAAGCUUUGCAUUGAUUCAUCUCCCACUGACCUACGUCCGCGUAGCAAUAGUUCGUGUGCUGACCUGGCCUGCGUUACAGACUACGACUACUAUGACUACUAUGACGAGCGCCAGACAGGAGACGCGCGAGUGGGCGGCUCCACGCACUCCGAGACGCAGCGCCUGCCGCAGGGCUUCAACCGCAUCCCCGGCGGAGGCUUGCGGAAGCCCUCUGCCCGCCCCAAGGCCCCGCCGCCCAACCCGGGCGGCCAGAGGUUCCCCGGGGACUUCGCCUUCCCCAACUUCCCCGACGACUUCCCCGCGGGCUUCGACAGCUUCCCCUUCGACAUGGGCGGCUUUGGCGACGGAGGCCAGGGCCGCUUCGCAGAGCAGCCUGCCCGCGUGCGCCCGCGCCCCCGCCCUGCCAAUGGAGGGCCGCGCCCUUCCAACCGCCCCCCGAAGCUGCCUCUGGGGGCCCCGGGCUUCACCUUCCCGAAGCUCCCCAGCCUGAAGAGCCCGACCAGCGUGGUCAACGCCAGCGCCUUCGCCGGGCUCAGCGAAGACCCCUCGGGCUUCUUCGGCCCCCAGGAAGGCGACCUGACGUUCCCCGACUUCGACGAGAUCCCGAAGCG
Penaeus indicus is the source of this 2007-nucleotide messenger RNA. RefSeq lists its product as uncharacterized. The transcript has a single exon. The record is from RefSeq and is a predicted model, not a curated record. NCBI's taxonomy places the organism in Eukaryota, Metazoa, Arthropoda, Malacostraca, Decapoda, Penaeidae. Bases 1332 to 1886 code for a protein of 184 amino acids.